AUGGAGUUCGUCGAGAACCAGGCAGUGACUCGACACUGCAGUGUGGGUGCCUUCACACUACGGAGUAAAAAGCUCUGGGAAGAGAAAGGCAUGCCCAAUUCCUACCUGCAGGAUGGCAAACUCCACAAGCCUAAAGACUUGGGGAGGUUCUUCUACGGAACCUGCUCCUUCCUCAUCGUGCUGGUCAACAAGGCACUGCUGAUGACCUACGGCUUUCCAUCACCAAUUGUUCUUAGAGGUAGACAGAUGGCAGCUACCAUAAUGAUACUGUGUGUGUCCAAGUUAAAUAAAAUAAUUCACUUCCUUGGUUUUGACAAGAAAAUUCCAUUAAGUUUGCCAAUGUUCACAGUGCUCAGGAAAUUUACCAUUCCACUCACUUUACUCUUAGAAACCAUAAUACUCAGGAAACAAUACUCCUCAAUCAUUGUCAGUGUCUUUACCAUCAUUCUCGAUGCUUUAAUAGCAGCGGGGUUUCUGUUGAUGUACUCCACAGUGUUGUACAGCUAUUACAACUCGGCCUUGACUACAGUAGUGGUUGGAAACAUCAGGAAUGUAUCCAUUGCCUACACUGGGAUGUUAGUUGGUGGAGGGUACAUUUUCUCUGUGUCAAACUUCAUAGGGUUAAAUAUUUGCAUGAAAGGGGGCUUGAGAUACUCCUUUUUGAUUCUGAGCAGCCGGUUAAAGCCUAAACAACCUGUGGACAAAGAAAACAUCCUUCCGGAUUUGAGGAGUUAG
Molecule: messenger RNA, 735 nt
Organism: Pteronotus mesoamericanus
Lineage: Eukaryota; Metazoa; Chordata; Mammalia; Chiroptera; Mormoopidae
Product: UDP-N-acetylglucosamine/UDP-glucose/GDP-mannose transporter-like
Source: RefSeq, a predicted model, not a curated record